AUGGCUGGAAAGGCUGUCGGUAUCGACUUGGGCACGACCUACUCGUGCGUCGGCGUCUGGCAGAACGACCGCGUCGAAAUUAUCGCCAACGACCAGGGAAACCGCACCACCCCCUCCUACGUCGCCUUCACCGACACUGAGCGUCUUAUCGGCGAUGCGGCGAAGAACCAGGUUGCGAUGAACCCCCACAACACCGUCUUUGACGCCAAGCGCCUCAUCGGACGCAAGUUUGCCGACGCCGAGGUCCAGUCCGACAUGAAGCACUGGCCGUUCAAGGUCAUCGACAAGUCGGGCAAGCCCAUCAUCUCGGUCGAGUACAAGGGCGAGCAGAAGGAGUUCACGCCCGAGGAGAUCUCGUCGAUGGUCCUCCUCAAGAUGAAGGAGACGGCCGAGGCCUACCUCGGCGGCACCGUCGCCAACGCCGUCGUCACCGUCCCCGCCUACUUCAACGACUCGCAGCGCCAGGCCACCAAGGACGCCGGCUUGAUCUCGGGCCUCAACGUCCUCCGCAUCAUCAACGAGCCCACCGCCGCCGCCAUCGCGUACGGCCUCGACAAGAAGUCCGAGGGCGAGAAGAACGUCCUCAUCUUCGACUUGGGAGGCGGCACGUUCGACGUCUCGCUCCUCACGAUCGAGGAGGGCAUCUUCGAGGUCAAGGCCACCGCCGGCGACACCCACCUCGGCGGCGAGGACUUUGACAACCGCCUCGUCAACCACUUUGUCGCCGAGUUCAAGCGCAAGAACAAGAAGGACCUCUCGUCGAACGCCCGCGCCCUCCGCCGCCUCCGCACCGCCUGCGAGCGCGCCAAGCGCACCCUCUCGUCGGCCGCCCAGACCACGAUCGAGAUCGACUCGCUCUUCGAGGGCAUCGACUUCUACACCUCGAUCACCCGCGCCCGCUUCGAGGAGCUCUGCCAGGACCUCUUCCGCUCGACCAUGGAGCCCGUCGAGAAGGUCCUCCGCGACUCGAAGAUUGACAAGCAGUCGGUCCACGAGAUUGUCCUCGUCGGCGGCUCGACCCGUAUCCCGCGUGUCCAGAAGCUCGUCUCCGACUUCUUCGGCGGCAAGGAGCCCAACAAGUCGAUCAACCCGGACGAGGCCGUCGCGUACGGCGCCGCCGUCCAGGCUGCCAUCCUCACCGGCGACACGUCCGAGAAGACCCAGGACCUCCUCCUCCUCGACGUCGCCCCUCUCUCGACCGGUAUCGAGACCGCCGGCGGUGUCAUGACCAAGCUCAUCCCGCGCAACACGACCGUCCCGACCAAGAAGUCGGAGAUCUUCUCGACCUACGCCGACAACCAGCCGGGCGUCUUGAUCCAGGUCUACGAAGGGGAGCGCGCCCGCACCAAGGACAACAACCUCCUCGGCAAGUUUGAGCUCUCGGGCAUCCCCCCCGCGCCCCGCGGCGUCCCCCAGAUCGAGGUCACCUUCGACAUCGACGCCAACGGCAUCCUCAACGUCUCGGCUUCGGACAAGACCACCGGCAAGUCGAACAAGAUCACCAUCACCAACGACAAGGGCCGCUUGUCGAAGGAGGAGAUCGAGCGCAUGGUCAGCGAGGCAGAGAAGUACAAGGCGGAGGACGAGGCUGCUGCCGCGCGCAUCACCGCCAAGAACGGCCUCGAGACUUACGCCUACUCGCUCCGCAACUCGAUUGACGGCGACCUCAAGGACAAGAUCGAGGGCUCGGACCGCGAGACGCUCGACAAGGCCAUCUCGGAGACCAUCUCGUGGCUCGACGCUUCGGCCGAGGCCUCGAAGGAGGAGUACGAGGAGAAGCAGAAGGAGCUCGAGGGUGUCGCGAACCCGAUCAUGAUGCGUGCGUACGGCGCUGCUGGUGGCGCGCCCGGUGGUAUGCCCAACAUGCCCGGAGGUGCUGGUGCUCCCGGCGCCGGCGGCGACGACGGUCCCUCGGUCGAGGAGGUCGACUAA
Molecule: messenger RNA, 1932 nt
Organism: Rhodotorula toruloides NP11
Lineage: Eukaryota; Fungi; Basidiomycota; Microbotryomycetes; Sporidiobolales; Sporidiobolaceae
Product: heat shock 70kDa protein 1/8
Exons: 9
Coding region: 1-1932 (643 amino acids)
Biological process (GO): protein refolding; cellular response to unfolded protein; vesicle-mediated transport
Cellular component (GO): cytosol; nucleus; cytoplasm
Molecular function (GO): ATP-dependent protein folding chaperone; ATP binding; ATP hydrolysis activity
Source: RefSeq, a predicted model, not a curated record